CAGAGAUGAAGUAAACGGACUGACAUAUUUGACAUAUUACUACAGCUUUGUCCUGUCAACACUCCUUUUUUUUCACUUUAAAGAGCUUCGUUAACGGUUUUCUGGCUUGAACUCAACACAAUGGGAUUUUUGGCCAGUGUGAAACUCCCAGAAACAGCUCACUCACUAAUGGAAACUCUGAAGAGCUUCUCUAGGAAGGCCUGACGUGUUGUGUUUGUGGUGCUGGCUGAUACUGAGCUCAUGGAUCGUGUAGGCAGCUGUGACAGCUUUAUCACAAGAUGCAGAGUUGACUGUUGUACAGUAAACAUGGAUCCGAUAGAUGAAGCUCGGCUGUCGUGCCUGAACCUCCUCACCUACCACAGAGAGCUGCUGGUCAGCCAGCUGAGGAGUGUUCAAUGCAUCCUGGACAAUCUGUACGCCUCCGGCUUUAUCUGUGAAGAAGAUGUGGAGAUCGUACAGCAGACUGCCACCAAGCCGGAGCAGGUGCGCAAAAUCCUGGAGCUGGUCCAGUGCAAAGGGGAGGAGGCCUGUGAAUUCUUUAUUUACAUCAUUUAUAAAGUAUGUGAUGCAUACAUAGACCUGCAGCCAUGGCUGCAAGAGAUCAACUACAACCCAAGCAGUAAUGUCACGCUGAUUCAAGUGGUCAACACUGAUCCCAUCAGCAGGUAUUGUGAAAAGUUGAGGCAUGAGACGAGCCGGGACACCAGCUUCAUCAUGUCGUACGGCCAGAAAGAGGAGACCCGCCUGGAGGAUCUGUACACCGACACACUGAUGGAACUGUUAAAUGAUUCAAAUGAAAGUUUGGGCUUCUUGGAGAGUCUGAACCAGCUCCUGGAUGAAGAGGCAAUCUUCAACCCCCACGGUGAUACCAUCUAUGUCACGGGCGAUGCUGGUGUGGGAAAAUCCAUCCUCCUGCAGAAGCUGCAGAACCUUUGGUCCAAAAAGGAGCUAAAAACGAACGCCAUUUUCUUCUUUAAGUUCCGUUGUAGGAUGUUCAGCAGCUUCAGGGAUGCAGAGCAGAUCUCCCUCAGAGACCUUUUGUUCAAACAUAACUGUUACCCCGACCAUGACCCUGAUAGUGAGGUGUUUGACUACAUCCUGCGCUUCCCAGAGAGGGUUAUAUUCACAUUUGAUGGUUAUGAUGAGAUCCAGGAUGAUCUAGACUCGAUCAGUGUGCCUGAAAUGGUGUCCCCAGAAGAGAAGGCACACCCACUCCAACUGCUCAUCAGCCUGCUCUGUGGGAAACUCCUCAAAGGUUCACAGAAAGUGCUGACAGCCCGGACAGGCAUUGAGAUCCAGACUAAGGUGAUCAGAAAGAAGGUGGCUUUACGGGGGUUCUCCCCUGAUCAUCUUAAGACCUACCUUAAUCUUCAUUUCAAGGAGCAGGAGCACAGGAAGCUGGUGACGGUUCAGCUGGAUGCUAGCCCUCACCUCUGUGGCCUCUGCUCCACCCCUCUGUUCUGCUGGAUCGUCUUCAAGAGCUUCAGCCACCUGCACAGCAUGCACGAUAGUUUUCUACUCCCUGACAUGACCAUCACCCUCACAGACAUUUUUCUCAUGCUGUGUGAGGUGUUCCUCAGCCGCUCCACCCCUGCGCCAUCUCUGCUGAAGAAAAGCGCCCGCUGUGCCUCAGACACACUGAAAGGAGGACUUAAGCCUCUCACAGCAUUCGCUAAGCUAGCACUUAAAGGGAUGGAGAGGGGAAGCUUCAUCUGCAGCCAAGAGGAGCUCUCUGCGUGUGGCCUGGCAGAAGAUGACCUGCCUUUAGGCUUUCUCAGACCUGUCAGUGAGUACGAUGCCAGUGGAAGUCCUGAAAUAUUUGAGUUCCUUCAUGUAACACUCCAGUCAUUCUUGGCAGCAUUUGCUCUCAUAUUAGACGAGCAAGUCGCCCCCAGCUCCAUCCUGAAGUUCUUCACUGAGUGCAGCAGAAAGAAAGAAGCAUCCUGUCAACUUUUUGACUUCUGUAUCAGUGGUUCUACAAAGCCCAGUGAGAAGCAGCCGUUUGCUACUAAUGAGCAUCUUCAGUUCACUAACCUGUUCCUGUGUGGGCUGCUCUCAAAGGCUCGCACCGGCCUGAUGGAGCAACUGGUGUCUCCAGUGUUAUUGAAAAAGAAACGAGUCUUGCUUAAAUCUUACCUCUCCACCAGUAUAAAGUCCCACCUUCGUGGCCUAUCCCCCUACAGCAGCAGUGAGGGCAAGAAAGUUCACGUUUUACCCAACUUCCUGUGGAUCCUGAGGUGUAUCUUCGAGACUGGAAGCAAAGAUAUUGCCCAAAUGACAGCCAAAGGCAUCACAGCCAGCCUCAUUAAGCUGGGACACUGUAACGUGUUCUCAGGCGACUGCACCGCCAUCAACUUUGUGCUGCAGCACCGUAAGAAACUCCUGGGGCUGGACAUGGACAACAACAAUAUCAGUGACUACGGGGUGAAGCAGUUGCAGCCCUCGUUUUCUAAAAUGACAGUAGUGAGGUUAUGUGUCAAUCACCUUUCUGACUGCAGCAUUGAGGUUCUGGCAGAGGAGCUGUGUAAGCACAAAGUUGUCGAGGUUUUAGGGCUUUACAGCAAUCACAUCACUGACGUCGGAGCAAAGCUAGUGGCUCAGAUAAUUGAAGAGUGUCCGAAGCUGCGAGUCGUCAAGAUUGGUAAAAACAAGAUCACUGCUGUUGGUGGGAGGUUUUUGGCCCAGGCCAUACAGAAGAGCACUUCUAUAUUUGAUGUUGGGAUGUGGGGGAACAACAUUGGGAAUGAGGGAGCUGAAGCAUUUGCAGAAGCUCUGAGACAACAUCCAAGCCUAACCAACCUCAGCCUCUCAGCCAAUAACAUCACAUCUGCAGGAGGACGGAGCCUGGCAGAAGCACUGAAAGAGAACACUGUGCUCAGGAUAUUCUGGUUAGUGCAGAACGAGCUGACUGAUGAUGCUGCACCAAACCUGGCUGAGCUGAUCCAGGCAAACACAGGUUUAAGCCACCUCUGGUUAAUCAACAACCAGUUCACUGUGGACGGCAUCAGAAAGCUGUCAGAGGCCCUGACUCACAACACAGCACUCAAAGAGAUCUGUGUGAAAGGAAACCAGCUCUCUGAGGAGGAAGAGAAAGUGUUCGUGGCAGAGAAAAGGCUGCGCUUUCACUGACUGGACACUCAUCAGUCACGUGUGCUGUGUCAUUAUUGUAUAUGAACUGGUUCUACAUGAAACUGUUUCUAUUUAUUACAUCAUUAUUUGUGGAUGAAUUUGUCUUUGCACUCAUGAAACUGAAUGUCAAGGGGGUGUCGUUAGCUAACAUUUUGUCAAAUAUUUUACAGUUUUGCAUAACCUGAUAAAAAAGGAAGUGGAGUAACAGGAAGCACACAAACCAAUGACUUCCCUCUUUUAAAACCUCUGGGUGUAUGCAUUACUCUGACUUUAUCAAUAACUGUAUCCUUUUUAAUAUUUGACUGGUAGUGGAGGUGUGGUUUUCACAUGGCUAACUGAAUGUGUCAAAGUCUAUUUUAUAAUGAUGAAUGAAAAAAUACUUUUUUAUCCCAUGUUGUAAUUUUGUGAAAGUUCUCUGUGUAGAAACACACCAAUAAAAGCUACUGAUGGA
Molecule: messenger RNA, 3580 nt
Organism: Cheilinus undulatus (humphead wrasse)
Lineage: Eukaryota; Metazoa; Chordata; Actinopteri; Labriformes; Labridae
Gene: nod1
Product: nucleotide-binding oligomerization domain containing 1
Exons: 13
Coding region: 241-3129 (962 amino acids)
Biological process (GO): regulation of apoptotic process
Molecular function (GO): protein binding
Source: RefSeq, a predicted model, not a curated record